Larimichthys crocea (large yellow croaker) is the source of this 2069-nucleotide messenger RNA. RefSeq names its product zinc finger protein 501. The record is from RefSeq and is a predicted model, not a curated record. Gene Ontology annotation, cellular component: nucleus. The transcript is spliced from 2 exons. Bases 226 to 1488 code for a protein of 420 amino acids. NCBI's taxonomy places the organism in Eukaryota, Metazoa, Chordata, Actinopteri, Sciaenidae. Gene Ontology annotation, biological process: regulation of gene expression.
UGUGCACAUGCGCAGUAUCGAUCAGGCAGGGGGUGUGAGUGAGCCAGUGAUGGAGAGCAGCUUAGACUUUCUGCAUAUAAUAGAUGGGAUAUGACAUAUGUACUUUAAUAAAGCGUGUGUGGCAGCACGCAGCUGACGCUGCUCUGUCGUUAACCCGCGGCAGCAGGAGGACAGGCUGUAGCUGGGCGUCCUUCUCGGUCUUUAACUCUUUCAGCUGUCACCAACAUGUCUACAGUCCAGGCUCUGAGAGCGUUCGUCAGUCAGCGGCUCGCCGUGGCUGUGGAGGACAUCAUCGACAUGUUCCAAAGAACCAUAACCGAAUACGAGCGGGAACUCGACCGGCAGCGCAGACUGCUGGGAGCCGAGCAGCUGCCCGGCGUCAAGCUAACGGUUAACGGCGAGACAGGUGUGUCUCAGGACAUUCGCUCUCUGAUCAUCAGUGCAAAGAUUCCCACUGAGCAGCAGGACUCGAGCUGCAGGCUGGACCAGGAGGCCCCGUGCAUUAAAGAGGAACCAGAGGAACUGGUCCAGACAGGAAGUGUCUGGAUGAGACAGGGAAUGGAGGGGGCUGAUAUUAUCUCACAGUUUACUCCUGUCUCUGUGAAGACUGAAGAUGAUGAAGAGAAUCCUCAGCAGAGACAAACUGAAGAGCAGGGAGAGGCGGAUGCAGCUCAGCAGAUAGAAGCUGGAGCUGUCGGAGAGAGCUGUGGAGGAUCAGAACCAGCCUUCGACUUGGACGUUGCUGGUUUCCUAAAGGCAACUAGUGAUGGUCAGUUUUUUCUUUCUCAGUGUUUUAAAACUGGGACUGAAGACUUAGACUAUGACUGGAAACAGACUGAAUGCAGACCAUUUCCAGACACACUGAAAGACGAUGACUCUGUGUCCCAUCAGAGAUCUCAUAAUCCGAAAAAACUGUUUAAAUGCCUAGUGUGUAGGAAAACCUUCAAGCACAGCACAGCUCUGCAGAGACACAUGACGUGUCAUACAGGAGAGAGGCCCUUUGUCUGUACUGUGUGUGGUAAGACAUUUAGACAGAAGGGAAGUUUGCACAUACACAUGAGAAAACACACUGGAGAGAAGCCUUUCAGCUGCUUAGUUUGUGGUAAAAACUUCACGCAGAGUGGAACGUUAUCUGCACACAUGAGAAUUCACACCGGAGAGAAGCCUUUCAGCUGUUCAGUGUGCAAGAAAAGGUACAAUGAAAGAGGGACGCUAGUACGACACAUGAGAGUCCACACCGGAGAAAAACCAUUCACCUGCUCGCUUUGUGGUAAAAGAUUUAGUGAAAAGGGAAAUCUGAAUAAACACAAGAGGAUUCACACAGGAGAGAAGCCGUUCAGCUGCAGCGUGUGUGAGAAAAGAUUCUGUCUGCUGUCGCACCUCAAAAACCACAAGUGUCCUGGUCAGAAGAGCUGUGACGCUGCAGAGCAAAAGUUACAUUGCCCAAACGUUGCAGUACAGUUAAGCAGACACACAGUGAGUCAGUAGAGCGGGUUGUGUAGUUCAAAGGGUCGCUGGUCGAUUCCCAACUCCUCCAAUCCCGUUCAAGUGUCCUCGAUCCCCAAUUGAAGUGAGUUUAGUGUCAUCGUGAGUGCUUUAGGAAGCACUGUAUCGCUCCUGAUGAGCAGUUUAUACAUCGAUAUAUGAAUGUGAAAGUGUGUUUUCAUAUUUAUUAAUCAAGAAAUAAUGAAGUGGAUUAAUCAAUAGUAAAAAAUAAUUGUUAGUUGCAGCUCUGUUACAACUGUAAAACUGUAUGAAUACUGUCUAGUAUAAGUCAUCAAAUUAUUUAUGAAAUGUAGAUUCCUGAAGUGGACCUGAUAUGAUCAGUGAGUAGGGUUACAAAAUUCUGUGAAUUCUGUGAAAAGUUGGAAACUUUUCAUGGGAAUUUAUGGGAAUAACCCAGGAAUUUACUAAAUUGAAGCUUGGGCCUGAACAGGGAACUUAAACAUAGUUUAAAGGAUUGGGGAAAGAUUAUGCUAAAAUAUAUUUGAUCAUAAUCCUGACUAAAACAACCAGACUUCAUGCAGGUCCACUUGAAUAUCUGCUGUUCCUCAGUCACAUGCACAUAG